Molecule: messenger RNA, 515 nt
Organism: Pteropus alecto (black flying fox)
Lineage: Eukaryota; Metazoa; Chordata; Mammalia; Chiroptera; Pteropodidae
Gene: PTH2
Product: parathyroid hormone 2
Exons: 2
Coding region: 1-297 (98 amino acids)
Biological process (GO): neuropeptide signaling pathway
Cellular component (GO): extracellular region
Source: RefSeq, a predicted model, not a curated record
AUGGAGACUCGCCAGGUGUCCGGGAGCUCCCGGGUGCGGCUGCUGCUGCUGCUCCUGCUGCUCGUGCCUUGGGGCGUAGGCACUGCUUCAGGCGUCGCCCUACCCCCCACGAGGGUUUUCAGCCUCGGCUCCCCUGGCGGGACCUGGGCGGGUCCGGCCACCCGCCUAUCGCCGCGCAGCUUGGCGCUGGCGGACGACGCGGCCUUUCGGGAGCGCGCGCGGAUGUUGGCCGCCCUCGAGCGCCGCCACUGGCUGAACUCGUACAUGCACAAGCUGCUGGUGCUGGACGCGCGCUGAGCGCCCGCGCGCACUUUAAUAAACACGCCGCUGUGCUUCCGCCUGCGCCUCCUUCCUGCGCCCGUGCGUGUGCCGAGUGGGAGGACGGGGUACCGCGGCGGGCGCAGCACCCGCUGCUCUGGCGUCUCGCCCCUCAAUCCUCUCUUGUCUCUCCUUUAAAAAAUCACCUUUACCUCCGUUUAUUUAUUCCUCCGCUCAGAUUUCUGCUCUACCCCCGC